Echinops telfairi (small Madagascar hedgehog) is the source of this 2580-nucleotide messenger RNA. It is a transcript of the gene ENTPD8, whose product is annotated as ectonucleoside triphosphate diphosphohydrolase 8. Lineage: Eukaryota; Metazoa; Chordata; Mammalia; Afrosoricida; Tenrecidae. The transcript is spliced from 12 exons. Gene Ontology annotation, molecular function: GDP phosphatase activity; UDP phosphatase activity. The record is from RefSeq and is a predicted model, not a curated record. The coding region runs from base 648 to 2135 and encodes 495 amino acids. Gene Ontology annotation, cellular component: plasma membrane. Gene Ontology annotation, biological process: nucleoside diphosphate catabolic process.
ACUGGGGAAGAGUCACCCUUCUCGGCGCCUCUAGGGGCUUAGGGUGAAAAUAUGGCGCCCCACUUCCCCAGGCUGCUGCAGCCCCACACGGGCCAGAGCACAGAGCACAGAAGCCCCUGAGCCUGCUGCCGGCUGCCUUCCAGGCUGCCUUGGCCAGCUGCAGAGCACCCAUCGCAGGCCAGCAACACCGGUCCAGGAUCAGAUUAGAGGAAUCCAAGGUUUUAGUUUCCAAACAGAAAGCAGGUUUCUUUGAUGAGAAUCUCCUGCAUGAAGGGCCCUUGACUGAGCUGACCUGUCCACGGGACCCCAGCAGACGUUGAUCGUUGGCUUAUGCAGACGGAUACCAAGGAGAAACUAGACCCUGGCAGUCAUGAGGGGUCAUCUGUAAUCCUCCCAGCCGCAGUUUUAGGGACACCAACAGAGGGAGUGGGCGAGACUGCAAAUAAGAUGCCUGUGGUCCCCAGGGGAGCAGACACGUGCUGCUAAGAGCUUGAGGUGCCUUUGAGACCUGCUUCGCCACACUACUGGUGGAUCGUGUAGACGGGCAUACAUCACUAAAGUUUGAGACCCCAUCCGGGCUGCUUCACUGCACUCCUGCGCUACUGACUGUUGCUGCCUGAAAUUCCACGCCCAGCGCCACACUCGGCAUGGGGCUCUCUUGGAAGGAGAAAGUCCGCACCGCCCUGCUGGUGGCUGCAGCCGCCAUGGGCCUCACUGCCCUCAUCCUUGUCCUGGUGGAGGCCACCAGCAUCCUCCUGCCUGCAGAAACCAAGUUCGGGAUCGUGUUUGAUGCUGGCUCCUCCCACACGUCCCUCUUCCUGUACAAGUGGCCAGCGGACAAGGAGAAUGAUACGGGUGUGGUCAGCCAGGCACUGGCCUGCCAGGUGAAAGGGCCCGGGAUCUCCUCAUAUGUGGAUGACCCCUCCCUGGCCGGUGAGAGCCUGCGGGGCUGCCUGGAGGAGGCGCUGGCGAUCAUCCCCGAGAGCCAGCGCCGGGAGACGCCCACCUUCCUGGGGGCCACGGCGGGCAUGCGGCUGCUGCGCUGGAAGAACAGCUCACAGGCAGAAGGUGUCCUGGCCGGAGUCUCCCGGGUGCUCGGCCAGGCCCCGGUGGACUACCGGGGCGCCACCAUCCUGGCAGGCCUGGACGAAGGCGUCUUUAGCUGGGUCACCAUCAACUACGUGCUGGGGAUGCUGCUGACGUAUUCCUUCUCUGGCCAGUGGGUUCGGCCCCCCGAGGCGACGCUGGUGGGCGCCCUGGACAUGGGCGGGGCGUCCACGCAGAUCUCCUUCGUGCCUGGAGGCCCCAUCACGGACCCAAACACGCAGGCCUCCCCGCACCUCUACGGCUAUACCCACCGCGUCUACUCGCACAGCUACCUGUGUUUCGGCCGUGACCAGAUGCUGAGCCGCCUGCUGGCCCGGCUGGUGCAGGAUAGCCCGUCCGGCCCGGUCCGCCAUCCCUGCUACCACAGCGGCUACCUCGCCACGCGGGCCCUGGCGCCCUUGUUCGAGUCUCCGUGCGUGGAGGGCACUCCGCCCCCGGGUGCGCCACAGAACCUCACGGUGGAGGGCGCGGGCAACCCCGGGACGUGCGCCCAGGUCAUCAGCAGCCUCUUCAACUUCUCCAGCUGCCAGGGCCUCAAGGACUGUGCCUUUAACGGGGUCUACCAGCCCCCGGUGCAGGGCCGCUUCUAUGCUUUCUCCAACUUCUACUACACCUUGCACUUCCUGAACCUUACCUCGGGGCAGCCGCUGACCGAGGUCAACAGCACCAUCUGGGAGUUCUGCCUGCGGCCCUGGAAGCUGGUGGUGGCCAGCUACCCAGAGCACUCACCGUGGCUGCGUGACUACUGUGCUUCAAGCCUGUACAUCCUCACCCUGCUGACUGAGGGCUACGGUUUCUCGGAGGGGACCUGGGCCAGCAUCGAGUUCCGCAGACAGGCUAGCGGGACCGACAUCGGCUGGACGCUGGGCUACAUGCUGAACCUGACCAACAUGAUCCCUGCAGAGGCGCCGGUCCUGAAGCAGGCCCAGAGCUACAGCGUCUGGGUGGCCAGCGCUGUCUUUGUGGCGUUGACCCUUGGUGCCGUUCUUGGGGUUGUGGCUGUGGGGCUCCUCAGGCCCCGGGAGUAGGACCUGGGGAAGCACCCAAGACUGCAGGUGGAGCCAGGGUCCCUGCCAAGCCCCUGCUUCCAACCCUCCCCUCGUGUCCUUGUUCAGUGCGCUCUGCCUUGGAAGUCAGCUGGCAGUGGGCAGGCUCUCAGCCCUGAGUCUGCUCCCAAACAACCUGGACACUCUCCGCCUGGCGCCCGACUCUGCAGUUCCCCAGGACCUAGGAUGCUGCUGCCAGCCUGUACUGGGCAUGGCUGAGCAGACUGGGUGCAGGGACCAGCCACAACCCUGGGAGCACCCACUACGUGUCCUUGCCCCAUGAGCAACCACGCAUGUCCCAGCCCCUUCCUGUGCAUGUCCCAGGCACCACUGUGUGGCCACAGCAGUGACCAGGACUCGGAAAGGCUAGGACCUCGGGCGGGGACACGAACUGCACAGAUCAAUAAACCCAGCCUUGGUGUGUGAA